AUGGGAAAGUCUGGUAACGUUGGUGGAGGUUUUCUUGUGGUUUUGCUGUGUUUUUUAGGUUGUUUACAGGUGGGCUUAGCACAAAGCAGCGCGAAUGCGAAACGUAUAGCUAUUAGUUGGGAUGAUAUGAAGAUGAAUAAGCGUGGAGCAAGAGUGAGUUCUAAAUAUGAUUUUAAUGGAAGCCGAGUAAUUGUAGUUGACAAGAAUGGCGGAGCAGAUUCAUUAACAGUUCAAGGUGCAAUCGACCUGGUGCCUCAAUAUAACACUCAAAGAGUUAAAAUUUACAUUCUUCCAGGGAUUUACAGGGAGAAGGUACUGGUGCCUAGAACCAAGCCGUAUAUCUCAAUGAUCGGAGACCAAAAUCGUGUUUGUGACACUAUUAUUUCUUGGAACAACAAGGCUUCAGAUGCAGAUAGCAAUGGCACUGCUCUUGGAACAUAUAGAUCAGCAUCAGUCACCAUAGAAUCUGAUUAUUUCUGCGCAACCGGUAUCACCUUUGAGAAUACAGUAGUAGCAGAGCCCGGAGGACAGGGAAUGCAAGCAGUAGCAAUGAGAGUUUCUAGCAAAAAAGCAUUUUUCUAUAAAGUUAGAGUCUUGGGUGCUCAAGACACUCUCUUAGAUGAGACUGGAACGCAUUACUUCUACAAGUGUCACAUCCAAGGAAGUAUUGACUUCAUAUUCGGCAGAGCAAAAUCACUGUUUCAGGAUUGUGUCCUUCAAUCAACGGCUAAAAAAUCUGGAGCAAUUGCAGCUCACCACAGGGAUUCACCUAAUGAGGACACGGGUUUCUCUUUCGUAGGCUGCGUCAUCAAUGGAACUGGCAAAAUUCUGCUAGGAAGAGCUUGGGGAAACUAUUCAAGGACGAUAUAUUCAUACUGUUAUCUUAACGAUAUUAUAGAUCCUUCAGGAUGGAGUGACUGGAACUAUCCAUACAGGCAAAAGACUGUGGUUUUUGGAGAAUACGAGUGCAGUGGAAGAGGAACAAAUGCAGGAGGUCGAGUGCCGUGGUUAAAGCCGCUCAAGUACGAGGAUGCAAGACCUUACUUGGACAUAGGAUUCAUAGGUGGAGAACAAUGGCUUAGACUAUAG
Messenger RNA from Populus nigra (black poplar), 1089 nucleotides. RefSeq names its product pectinesterase QRT1. The record is from RefSeq and is a predicted model, not a curated record. The coding region runs from base 1 to 1089 and encodes 362 amino acids. The transcript is spliced from 5 exons. Gene Ontology annotation, molecular function: pectinesterase activity. Gene Ontology annotation, biological process: cell wall modification. Lineage: Eukaryota; Viridiplantae; Streptophyta; Magnoliopsida; Malpighiales; Salicaceae.